Messenger RNA from Spinacia oleracea (spinach), 462 nucleotides. RefSeq lists its product as uncharacterized. The record is from RefSeq and is a predicted model, not a curated record. The coding region runs from base 1 to 462 and encodes 153 amino acids. The transcript is spliced from 3 exons. NCBI's taxonomy places the organism in Eukaryota, Viridiplantae, Streptophyta, Magnoliopsida, Caryophyllales, Amaranthaceae.
AUGGUGUUAGCUAUCCAAGGUUUCGUGGAGACCAAGUGGGUUGGAAACAAGGCAAGAAAAAUAGCUCCAUGGGGUUAUAAGCUUUGGCAUUCGGGAAAAUUUAGGGAUAGGAAUGAGGUAGGUAUCCUUAUUGACCGAGAAUAUAUUGAUGAUGUAGUGGACGUGUCUCGAAAGAGUGAUCGAAUUAUGAGUAUUAAGCUUGUGAUAGGGGAUGAAGUUGUAACUAUUGUUCGAGUCGUGAUGGAUUUGAAAGCAUUAAUUCAUGGUGGUUUUGGGUAUGAUGAUCGGAAUGAAGCGGGAAAUGCUAUUUUGGAUUUUGCAUUGGCAUAUGAUUUGGGUAUAAUGAACACUUGGUUUGAGAAAAGACACUCUGACCUAGUAACCUAUAGGAGUGGAGGUAAUAUGAGUCAGAUCGACUUCUUUAUAGUAAGGACUGUUGUGAGACAGUGCUACACCAAUUGA